Molecule: messenger RNA, 1174 nt
Organism: Rhizophagus irregularis DAOM 181602=DAOM 197198
Lineage: Eukaryota; Fungi; Glomeromycota; Glomeromycetes; Glomerales; Glomeraceae
Source: RefSeq, a predicted model, not a curated record
CGGUAUAGCGAUAGCCAUGAUUUUCGUGGCCUUUAUAAUUUUCAUAUUUAUUGUUCGAAUCAUUCAAUAUCCUCAUCUUCGCCAACAAAUUAUCGAUCAUAUAACUAGUAAAAGUACUCGAAGCAUUCACACAAGAAUACUUAAGAUGAUAGUUUUCUUCCUCUUUACUGCUGGGUUAUUAGGACUCACGUUCUACAGUAUCUAUAAAAUGAUACAUGAUCCCCCAAACGUACUACCAGCAACGUUUGAAUCGAACACAAUUUCUCCAUCCAUACUUUUUUGCUCAAGCACAGAUAGUGAACUUAUAUUUCUUUCAGCAGAUUAUCAUGACAGUUUUAAUGGAUUUAAUGAUAUUGAACUUUUUAUGGAACGUAAGAAAUCCUACAGUUUAAACGACGGAUUUAGUAUUAUUACAGGAAAUAAUGGACGAUGCCACUUUUUUGAUGGUAGAUUAUCAUCGAAGCCAAAGGAUACUAUUGGAGGAUAUUAUCACAUACAAUUUCAGAGCAAUAAUUCUACCAGUAUUGUUAUUUUUAUUGGUGACACUCACGAUAAGAUGGACUGGACGCUCCUCAUUCCUGAAGGAAACAUAUUUAAUGAUGUAGGAGUUGAAAUAUUAAAUGAUGGUGGGAUUCUCCAAUAUACAGAGGACCGUCGACAAGUUUUAGAUGGAAGUUACACAUAUCGAAGCUUCGAAACUUUCAUUAUAAAAAAUGCUUUUGAUGUUAUCCAAGUUGAUGAGCAGGUAAUAUCGAUUGGAAUAAUAGCGCCGAAAAGGGUUAUAAAAGAGGUUGAAGCACCAUCCUUCAAACUAGCAGACCUUUUCAGUAAUAUAGGUGGAUACCUUUCAAUUUGGGUAAUAUUUGCCUUUCUCUUUGGUGGUAAAAGAGCGAAUCCAUUCGGAUUUGUAACACGGUUUGUAUUCAUAAAGCAGGAUAGGGAGAAACUUUUAAAGGAAUUAGAAAAAAUGAAAAAUGAUAGAAAAUCGAAGAUAAGUACUUUGGAAAGAGAGGUUGAUAAUGCUACUGAGACGAAUAGUCCCAGCAAUCAAGAUGAACUAAGGAACCUGCUUGCAAGAUACUAUGUUGACAUGGAUUUUUACGAACAUGCUAUCAAGUCACUUGGCGUGUAAUUAAAUAUAUUAAAAUAUUAAAUUAAUAGAAACAUAUAAAGA